GUGAUAUAAUCGUUUGUUGUACAAAUUCGAUUGUCCAGACAUCAAGCUUAUCGUUAUACGUAGUUUACUUUCCAUAGAUCUAACAGAUUUGAAUAUGCCGCUAUAUGAAACCAUGGUAAAUUUAGUUUCAAAUCUAAGUAUCGUCUGUUUAAUGUUCCAUGUGUUGGAUAAACCUAUUACGUGUGAUAAGGAAUUUUCGGGGUCAGAUUAGUUGUCGUCAGUUGCGAUCAAUUAUAUCGAUUACUAUACUGAAUUAUAUUCGUCUCCUAUCUGAAAGACAUGCUCGUUUAGUAAUUUUAUAAUCGUUGUGUUAUGCCAGAAAGAAUAUUCUAAAUUUACAACAUGGCACAAGAAGUCGAGGAAACCAUGAAACGUAUACAAUCUCACAAGGGCGUUGUUGGAACUAUCGUAGUAAAUGCGGAAGGAAUUCCUAUUAAAUCCACAUUGGAUAAUACAACGACAGUGCAGUACGCCGGCCUGAUCAGUCAGCUGUCAGACAAAGCACGCUCUGUAGUUCGUGAUUUGGAUCCAACGAAUGAUUUGACUUUCUUACGUAUUCGUAGCAAAAAACACGAAAUAAUGGUUGCUCCAGACAAAGAAUUCAUACUCAUUGUAGUUCAAAAUCCAGUGGAUUGAUAUUUGCAAAAAGGAAUUAUGCAUUGUAAACCUUCACAAAAUUUGAAUUUUAUGUUUGUGACUAUUGCUUUAUUUUUUAUUUAAUACAUUCCACUUAAUCAUUUUAUCAUUGAGAAAUUGAUCGUUAUAUUAACUUAUCAAUUAAUUAGAUUGUUAUAAAAUAAAAGUAUAAAUGAAUAUGUGUGUGUGUGUGUGUGUGCGUGCGCGCACACACACACACACACGCUCACACAAUUUCACGUGUAUCCUUAAAACAUAAAUAAAAUUAAUAAAAAAAAAAAAAAAA
This is a messenger RNA of Vespula vulgaris, 922 nucleotides long. RefSeq names its product dynein light chain roadblock-type 2 (gene robl). The transcript is spliced from 3 exons. The record is from RefSeq and is a predicted model, not a curated record. NCBI's taxonomy places the organism in Eukaryota, Metazoa, Arthropoda, Insecta, Hymenoptera, Vespidae. Gene Ontology annotation, molecular function: dynein intermediate chain binding. Gene Ontology annotation, cellular component: centrosome; cytoplasm; cytoplasmic dynein complex. The coding region runs from base 343 to 636 and encodes 97 amino acids. Gene Ontology annotation, biological process: microtubule-based movement.